This is a messenger RNA of Symbiodinium natans, 366 nucleotides long. The record is from the annotation of a GenBank genome assembly. NCBI's taxonomy places the organism in Eukaryota, Dinophyceae, Suessiales, Symbiodiniaceae.
AUGGGCAUCGCAAGCAAGGCAAUGCAGUUUGCCGGGUGCUUGGCCCUCAUGUUCGGAUUGUCCGCGGAGGGCCUGCGACCAUCCGUGGACCCCUUUAAUGCCGAAUGCUGCUGCACAAAGUUUGAGUUCACGUCUUCCGCCGAGGAGGUGGAGCAGCAGAAGUUGCAGUGCCAACAGUAUAAGCACGAACGGUCGGACCGGCCUUUCUGGUAUCACGGGCAAUGGGGGGCCAAGCAGCCCCGGUGUUGCUGGACGACUCGGUGGCUGUGCAAUGACUUUGGAGGCUUCUCGGUCGGCUCGGUCGCGGAUUACUUCAGCUACGCGCAAUGGUGCCCACGUGCCUCCAAAAACGGAACGGUCUUCUGA